CUCUCUUCCAAAUUCAGCCCAACGUUUAUAAUUUAGUUUUCCAAUACACCCUUCCCCCACCUUGCUUCGAUAAUUCACUCAAAUUCCACAAAGCCCCCAAUUCUAGGGUUUCCAUCUAUCACAAAUCCCUGCCUCUCAUCCUCUGAAGUGAUUUCUGAUGCCAAGGGAAAAGCUUAUACUGAUCUGCCAGUCUGGUGGUGAAUUUGUGACGAAUGAUGAUGGGAGUUUAUCAUAUAAUGGAGGAGAGGCACAUGCCCUAGAUAUCAAUAUUGAAACUGUGUUUGAUGAUCUGAAAUUAAAAUUGGCAGAAAUGUGUAACUUGGAAUAUGAAUCUUUGUCAAUGAAGUAUUUUAUCCCUGGAAACAAGCGAACUCUAAUUACUGUAUCUAGUGACAAAGACCUGAAAAGGGUGUUUGAUUUUCAUGGGAACUCGAUCACAGCAGAUGUAUUUGUCAUGGGAAGAGAAGGUUUUAAACAUGAAGAUUACAUGCAUACUAGCAGUAGUUUUAAAAAUUACAGAGGAAGUGGGAUCCAACUAGCUGAAACUGUGCUGUCUCCAGUUCCUAUCACAGUCGCUCCUGCUGCGGCCGCCUUUGGCAGCCGUCGUGUGUUGUCAUCUAAAUCGAAAAGAGCUGCCAAGGAUAAAGCCCAAAGCCGUGCAUCAUCCUGUAUUGCUGUCCCUACUCCAACAGUCACUCCUACUGUUGCCUCUGGUAGUCGUCGUGUAUUGUCUUCUAAAACCGCAAAUGCUGCCAGUGCAGAAGCUAAAAGCCCUGCUAGUGUGGCACUGGCCAUUAUCUCAAAAAAAUCUCCUGCCACCAGUACCAAGGAUCCUGGUGUUGCUAGUUUGAUUCCAACAGAUCUUGUCACUGUUCCUGUUGAUACAACUCUCCAUGACUCAGUUACAGUUGAUAUGAAUACUUCCCCUGCUGACACUGUUAAGAAGCGAAGGCGCAUUGCAUCCUGGAAUAUCAGUGCUAAUGGUCCCAGCAUUGUUCUUGAUGACAAUGACGACAACAAUGACAAUACUGGUGAUGUUAAUGGAGAGACCAGAAGCACGUCACGAAAGACAAACACGAGGACAAGAAAAAGUACAUCAAGGAAGAAGAACGCUUGGGACCAUGAUAAUGCCUUUGUAGAUGUCGAAAUAGAAUGGCAAUCAGACAAUGAAGAUAGUGAACUAUGUGUACAUGGUGUGAACUCUAAGGAUGUUUCAGUGGAAAGGAUGGUUGCCUCUUGGAAAAAGAGAAUUACUGGGGUAGGCCAGGACUUCAAAGAUGUAGCUGAAUUUCGUGAUGCCCUGCAGAAAUAUUCCAUUGCACGCCGUUUUGCGUACAGAUUGAAAAAGAAUGACACUAAUCGAGCAAGUGGCAGAUGUGUGGUUGAAGGCUGUUCUUGGAGGAUUCAUGCAUCUUGGGUCGAAUCUGAACAAGUAUUUAGGAUAAAAAAGAUGAAUAAGUCACAUACUUGUGAAGGAGAAUCAUGGAAGCGUGCUACUCCAAAUAAAAAUUGGCUGGUCAGUAUCAUAAAAGACAGGUUAAGACAGACACCACGGCAAAAACCAAAGGACAUUGCCAAUGGCCUUUUCCAAGACUUUGGGGUGGCGUUGAACUAUUCUCAAGUGUGGCGUGGAAUUGAGGAUGCAAAGGAGCAACUUCAGGGUUCCAAGAAAGAGGCAUAUAAUAUGUUGCCUUGGUUUUGUGAUAAGAUAGUGGAGGCAAAUCCUGGCAGUUUUGUGAAGCUUUCUGUUGAUGAUGACAGCAAAUUUCAGCGUCUUUUUGUAUCCUUUCAUGCCUCAAUAUAUGGUUUUCAGAAUGGUUGUCGCCCAAUUCUCUUUCUUGAUUCUACAACUUUAAAAUCAAAAUACCAUGAGAUUUUGCUGACAGCUACUGCAUUAGAUGGAGAUGACGGGCUUUUUCCAGUUUCCAUUGCUAUAGUGGACAUUGAAAAUGGUGAUAAUUGGAAAUGGUUUUUGAAGCAGUUGAAAGCUGCAAUUUCAACUUCACAAUCAGUAACUUUUGUCUCUGAUAAAGAGAAGGGGUUGAUGAAAUCAGUGCUUGAAGUAUUUGAGAAUGCUCACCAUGGUUACUCUAUAUACCAUCUGCUGGAAAACUUGAGGAGAAAUUGGAAGGGGCCAUUCCAUGGAGACGGGAAAGUUUCUUUGCCUGGAAGUUUAGUGGCAGCUGCCCAUGCAGUCCGGCUUGAUGGUUUUAGAAUGCACACGGAGCAAAUUAAACGGAUUUCUUCAAAAGUUUAUGAUUGGCUUAUGCAGAUCGAACCAGAAUGUUGGACAAAUGCGCUAUUCAAGGGAGAGCGUUAUAAUCAUAUUACAGUUGAUGUUGCAGCAACAUACAUUGACUGGAUUGAAGAAGUGCGGGAGCUACCUAUAAUACGGAAGCUGGAAGCACUUACAUGCAAGAUAAUGGGGUUGAUCCGCACAUGUCAAAUGGAUUCAAAUGGCUGGACUGCAAAACUUACUCCAUCCAAGGAGAAAAAGCUACAAGAAGAUGCUCUGAGAGCUCAAUUUUUAAAAGUGUUAUUCUCAUCCGAUACCUUAUUUGAGGUUCAUGAUGACUCUAUUCAUGUCGUUGAUACUGAAAAAAGGGACUGCACUUGUCUCGAGUGGAAACUGACUGGGCUCCCUUGUCGCCAUGCUAUUGCUGUCUUCAAAUGCAAAGGCAGUAGCAUAUAUGAUUAUUGUUCAAAAUACUACACUGUUGAUAGCUUUCGCAUGACGUAUUCAAAGUCAAUACACCCUGUUUUAGACAAUUUCAAGGAUCUGGCUGAAGAAAAAGAAGUCUCCGGGUUGGUGCAGGUGCUUCCUCCUAAUACCCCAAGGCCUCCAAUCCAGCCAGAGGAAAAACGAUAUUACUACAGAAAGGGAGAACCCACAAGGGUAAUGUCUUGCAGCAGAUGCAAGGGAGAAGGGCACAAUAAGGCUACAUGCAAGCAACCCACCCUACCCCUGGAACAUGCCCUAGCCCUAGCCCUUGAUGCCCCAGCUCUAGCUCUUGAUGCCCCAGCUCCAGCUCUAGCUCUUGAUGCCCCUGCUCCAGUUCUAGCUCUUGAUGCUCCAGCUCUGGCCCUAGAUGCCCCAGCCCCAGGUGGCAGAGAGCUGGCAUUCAUAGCCCAACCCUUGGAACAUGCUACCGCCCCAGGUGGUGAAGAGCUGACAUUGAUAGAGCCCUGUCCUGGUAGUCCAAGCCCAGCUCAAGUUUCUUAAUGUGCUCAAUUACUACUGGUUCAAAACGGGACCUUGAUGAGUCUGCCUUUCCUGUAUCAACAAUAAUGUACAGUUAUAUGAGCAAUAAUGCUACGGAAGUGCUCUGCACUUGAUAGAUAUAAAGAAUGAAAUAGUGCCGUGUCGGUGUGACACUGCCUUACUUUUUGUGCCUGAACAGCAUGAAUUCUUGUAAGAUUUGAGUUUGCACUUUCCAAGAACCAUUUUUGCAAAAAUUGGACUGUAAGAUGCUGAAAGUUCUACAUUA
Messenger RNA from Populus nigra (black poplar), 3488 nucleotides. RefSeq lists its product as uncharacterized. The transcript has 3 exons. NCBI's taxonomy places the organism in Eukaryota, Viridiplantae, Streptophyta, Magnoliopsida, Malpighiales, Salicaceae. Gene Ontology annotation, molecular function: zinc ion binding; protein binding. The record is from RefSeq and is a predicted model, not a curated record. The coding region runs from base 158 to 3223 and encodes 1021 amino acids.